AUGAUAUCUAGGAUCGGAUUGCGCUCCACAAGAGGAGCCAGCGGUUUGGUACGCUCAACCCCAUGCGCUGCUGCUCGCCAUGUGCAAAUGACCUCACUUAGGAGCUACUCAGAUAAGACCAUUUUCGACUUGCCAACAGGCAAAACUAUAGUGUUGGCAGACCCAGAACGCCCAGAGUUUGGAGACUACAAGAACCCAAAGCCGGUGUUGGCCCAGGAUAAGGAUCCGUACCAGAAAUACGAUGACCAGCAGAAUAGAAGGAACCUCAAUGACCCCGUCCACAUUGACGAAGAUAUGUUGGACGUCUGGUCUCCCGACUACUACGACUUUGUCUCAAACAAGGAGGCAUUAAAGCAAAAUGGCAUAUUCUUUGGCUUAAUCGCAGGAGUUGCCGCCAUCGUUGCUUACCUUCAGUUGAACCCUGAAAAGCCAGCAAUGAUUCGCUCAUACCCUUUCAAUGGUUUGGCCAAUGAGUUGGGUGCUACUUCCGAGGACAAUGCUGCCUUUUAUCAAGCUAAGCCUGAUUUGUCCGCUGAAAAGGAAUGCGGCGUCUUGCCCGCUGAUGGCGAGAUAGAGAGCAACAAGAAGGAGUACCUUGCGGAGAAUAAAGGUUUUGGAAAAGUAUAG
Messenger RNA from Lodderomyces beijingensis, 627 nucleotides. NCBI's taxonomy places the organism in Eukaryota, Fungi, Ascomycota, Pichiomycetes, Serinales, Debaryomycetaceae. The record is from the annotation of a GenBank genome assembly.